Messenger RNA from Schistocerca piceifrons (Central American locust), 1643 nucleotides. RefSeq names its product putative sodium-dependent multivitamin transporter. Gene Ontology annotation, biological process: transmembrane transport; sodium ion transport. Bases 1 to 873 code for a protein of 290 amino acids. NCBI's taxonomy places the organism in Eukaryota, Metazoa, Arthropoda, Insecta, Orthoptera, Acrididae. The transcript has 6 exons. Gene Ontology annotation, molecular function: symporter activity. The record is from RefSeq and is a predicted model, not a curated record. Gene Ontology annotation, cellular component: membrane.
AUGACAGGAGCACUUCAUUUGCAGCUGAUGCCGUUGUAUGUGGUGGACACAAUGAGCGGCAUGCCGGGCUUGCCGGGCCUCUUCAUCGCUGGCAUCUUCAGUGGUUCCCUGAGCACCGUCUCGUCGGCCGUCAAGUCGCUGGCUGCCGUCACAUUGGAGGAUUACUUUAAGCCACUGUACGUGCGGUACCGGGGCCACCCGCUGGGGGAGUCGCGGUCGCCGCUUGUGGGGAAGCUGCUGGCACUGGUGUUCGGACUGCUGUUUCUGGGACUGGCUUUCAUGGCGCAGUUCCUCGGUGGCGUGCUGCAGGCCAGCCUCACGAUAUUCGGCGCCGUCGGCGGACCCGUGCUCGGCUUCUUCUCGCUCGGCAUGUUCCUGCCCCACGCCAACGAGCCGGGAGCCAUAACGGGCCUUGCCACAGGGCUCGCCUUCUCCAUGUGGGUCGGCUUCGGCGUCCCCCGGCCGGACGCAGUAAGGCUGCCCACGAGGACGGAUGGCUGCGACUUCAACAUAACGGCCACACCGCCGCCGCCCACCCAGGACCCAAGCGAGUACUUCUACCUGUACCGCGUGUCGUACCUGUGGGUUGUCGUGCUGGGAUCCCUGCUGACACUCGUCGUGGGCGCCGUCGCAUCGUGGGUGGCGGGCGUCACCUGCGGGGGGGACCGCAGCGUGCCGCCGCCAGACCCCGACCUCUUCGUGCCGCCAGUCCGGAGGGCGCUGCUCGCGAGGAGAGGGCACAGGGGCUCCAACUCGCUGCAGCUGACACGUGUGGUAGGUGACCUGUCCAAUGGUGUGGGACCAGCUGCAGACACCAAAACCCAGGAGGAGCCGCUCAAUGGCAUAGAUGGCCACCACGUCGCCCCAAUGUGAUGUCGACAGAGUACAGUGGGGACUGCUGUGAGCUGAAAGGUGCUGAUCUGUGGGUUCCCAACCUGAGACAUUCCAGCCUUCUCUACAGAGGCUGCAACAACUUUGUCCAUUUAUUUUCUAGUUUUGUAAAAAAGGAAAAAAUUGUAAACACUCAGUAUUCCUCAGUUUGUAAUAGCUGUGCUUUUUAUUCUCAGUUCUCUUCUGUUCAGCUGAAUUGCUGCAAAUAAUGAAGCACUGCAAAAUCAGUUUUAUAGGUGCAUGAAGCUUCGACAGAAGCAGCCAAAGAGAGUGGGAGAGAUUAUAUGAGGCAGAAAAAUGUUGCUAAAGUUAACUGGUGAUGCAAUGCUGUGCAGUGUAGAAACUUUCACAAAUGUAACAUUUCAGUGGACUUAUUAAAUAUGGGCAAUUGCUUACCUGGUAAACUGUGAGCAAAAGUAUGACAAUAAUUAUUACAAUAUUGGAAAAAGUUCUGACCAGGAAAUCAAUAAUCGUGUGAUGAAGAACAAUACUACAGAAGGGAGGAGGCAUUGGAUGGUGUAAAAAUGGCUGAAUAAUAUUGUUGAAUGGCAUAGAAAAGAUGCCUCCAAAAUAAAACUAGUUGCCUAUAAAAGGUCACAGAUACAAACCAAUCAAAAAAUUUGCACAUGUACGUUUUCCAUCAUAUUUGCUGCACUGUAAUUAUUUUUCUAGAGCACGUUGCACUUUAGAAGAAUCUGUCUUGUCUUGUGUUUAUGGGUUCCUUGCCAAAGUAAAUUUUUUUAAGGUUAAAA